Molecule: messenger RNA, 970 nt
Organism: Panicum hallii
Lineage: Eukaryota; Viridiplantae; Streptophyta; Magnoliopsida; Poales; Poaceae
Product: PLAT domain-containing protein 2-like
Exons: 1
Coding region: 295-615 (106 amino acids)
Molecular function (GO): protein binding
Source: RefSeq, a predicted model, not a curated record
ACCUCAUAGACACAGCAAAUCAAGCAGCAAUAAGGUAGUCUCUGCCAUGAAGGUUUAUUCCAUCACUGUCCUCACUCUCAUCGCAGUCUCUGCAAGCCAUGCCUUCGCACUGUCAUCCCUGCAGGGAGAGGGCGAGGCUCGGCUCGACUCGACUCUAACAUCAUCGCCGGCGCCUCCUCAUCCGCAAACCUAUGCCUCUACGAGAUUGUUGUCAAGACCGCGCCGGGGAUCGAGGGCGCCGGCACCGACGCCCGCGUCUACCUGAAGCUGUCCAGCGCUGACGAGAGCGACGCCAUGGAGUUCCCGGACCUGGAAUCCUGGGGCUGGAUGGGCCCCGGCCACGACUACUUCGAGUCGGGCAACAUGGACAUCUUCGGCCACGCGCCUCGCGAGUGCAUGGCCGCCAUGCCGUGCAAGAUGCUGCUGGUGUCCGACGGGUCCAGCGGCAAGCCCGAUUGGUACGUGAACUUCGUGGAGAUCAUCCAGAUCGACACGGAUCUGUCCGUCUUGGUCCGCAAGUUCUUCAUCAAUGGGUGGCUAUCCGUCAACAAGCCACCCUACCAGCUCUUCGCCUACCAGGACUUAUGUGGCAACGACAACACGGCAGUGGCAUGAGCAAGUACAAAUCGUGCCGUGUAUAUAUAGACACACGCACGCACGUGCAUGAUCUAUGAUAGAUAUAUGCACGGCACCAAUGAUAUAUAAUAACGGCCUCUUUGGUUCCAGUACUGACCACACUUCCUAACCCAGGAAGUAGUGGAUUUGUUGUCUGGGCCAGGAAGCCCGGUCUAGGGUUCCAGCCAAAUAAACCCGAAGUUUAUGACUUACUCGGAACUAUGAUGUCUUAACUUACCUGCAUACAUGCACAUGUGUCAUCAAAAUGGCUGUGCCUAUGCUUAAAUAUUUUCUAGAGCUGGCAAUGUAUGUCUUGAUCGACGAUUAAUAAAUUGAACCCAUCAGUUAUGAGUCA